This is a messenger RNA of Poecilia reticulata (guppy), 351 nucleotides long. The record is from RefSeq and is a predicted model, not a curated record. NCBI's taxonomy places the organism in Eukaryota, Metazoa, Chordata, Actinopteri, Cyprinodontiformes, Poeciliidae.
AUUGUGUUUUUUCUUUCUUUCAGAUCUUAUUGUUAGCAUCAUUCAGCAAAAUAUGGGAGGAAUUAAAGUAGAAGAAUGGAGAAAGCCAGAAAACGUUGUCCUGUUGCUACAGUGGAUCCACUAUGAGUCAGGAUUCCUGAUCUGCGCCAUCUUUGGAAUCGUGUUCGUGGUCCUCACGCCAAUCAUCGCCACCUGCUUCUGCAUGUGUCGAUGCUGCGACAACUGCGGUGGUGAGAUGCAUCAGAGGCAGAGGAAGAACGCAGACUGUCACCGAGGAUUCUUCACCGCCUCACUCAUCGCCACCACCAUCUUCAUCAUGUGAGUGCUCCUCCUCUCUUCGGCUGUCACCAG